AUGAAUUCUUUUGGUCUGUUCUGGGGGUUGGUACAGACGCAGUUUAACUACAAGGACAAGUUCGUUCGACACAAUGGUGCACGCGAAUUUGCGGCAAAUUCGCUCAAGGCAUUUUGCGAUGAUCGAGGAAUCGAGCAGCAAGUUACCGUUCCAUAUGCGCAUCAGACCAACGGCACGACGGAACGGACAAUUCGGACCAUCGUGAAGAUCGGGCGCAGCAUGCUUCACUACGCCAAGCUGGACAAGUGUUUUUGGGUUGAAGCGACAAUGACGGCGAUCUCCAUCAAGAAUUGCCUACCAUCGCCCAAGUGCCAAGAUCAAACUCCGUUUGAGAUCGUCAACGGAUUUCGACCAAGUGUGAAGCACAUGCGGGUUUUGGCUGCCGAACGGUUGUGCUGA
This is a messenger RNA of Peronospora matthiolae, 399 nucleotides long. NCBI's taxonomy places the organism in Eukaryota, Oomycota, Peronosporomycetes, Peronosporales, Peronosporaceae. The record is from the annotation of a GenBank genome assembly.